Molecule: messenger RNA, 5143 nt
Organism: Drosophila mojavensis
Lineage: Eukaryota; Metazoa; Arthropoda; Insecta; Diptera; Drosophilidae
Product: probable serine/threonine-protein kinase DDB_G0282963
Exons: 7
Coding region: 558-4304 (1248 amino acids)
Source: RefSeq, a predicted model, not a curated record
GUUGCAUGCAGCAGCAGCAGCAGCCGCAGCCGCAAGCCAAACGGAGACGCGUGUGCCGCAAGUCGCUCGAUCGGAAGGAAAUCUCAUUUCAGUGCCGACUUACGACAAAAUGCAAAAAGUUAUGCAUACGCCGCGUUAGCCCCGAAGCCAACUGUUGUGCGUGCGUGUGCCUGCCGCGGGUGUAAGCACGCUUGCCACCUGCCACACUUGAUGCCCUUGACAUUGGCAACGUGCUAGUGCUCGAUCUUCACCAGAACACAAAUAUUCCAAAACUAGAGUAAAUUGACGCAGAACGUUUGCUGCCAGCCCUCGGCACAAUUAAGUGAAGCUGUUGCACGUUGCAAGCAGCUACGGCGCUGCACUCGGUGAAGCAACAUAAGCAAAUCAAAACACACAAUAUAAACAAGAACUUUCGCUCAAUCGACUUAAAGUUAAAGUCCCCUUUGGACUGCAUUUUGAGAGUCUGGAGUCGAGGCUCAGCAUGCGGCUGACCAUUGACACGGCUCGGCGCAAGGAGGAGCUGCUCAAGUUGUGAGCGCAAUGUCCACUCGGCCCACAUGUCCCACAUGGAACGGAACACGCCCACUUUGGAGGCAAUGGCCGUGCCAGCGGCCGUGCAGCGGUUGCACCGACCGCCGGAUGUGGAGACGGCGCUCUCAUCAAUGCUAUGGACGCCCUACGAUCGGGCAGGCAGCUCCACCUCGGAGGAGGACGACGAGGAGGAGGCCCAGGUGGAGGCGGAGGACGAGGACGAGCGCCUCAAUCGCAAGUUGCGCAAGUCCCACAGCAGCUACGAGGCGAGAAAUCACCUAUCAAUUGUGCCACCUGCUGCAACACCUGUAGCCGCCACUCCUCCCGUGCCUUUCCUCAGUUUCAAUAAGGCGAGCCAUCGCAAUCGCUAUUCGUAUCCAAGCUACUAUGGCAGUCCGGCUCACACGCUCAUCCAGUGGUGCUCCUCGAAAGCGACGGCGAUCAAGGAGCCGCCCUCUUACGACUCCCUCUACCAGCCGGGUGUAUCCGGCGUGGGCGUGGCCAGGGCUAGCCUGGCAGCCGUCGUCCAGCUGCCGACAAACUACAGUCUACAAUGUGAUAGAUCGCAACGAUCCCCAGCAAACGAAAUUCGAGAAGACGAAGACGAAGACGAUGAAGAUCGACCCAAGAAACUAACGGCAAAUGUUCCAGCAGAGCGCCUGGUGCGCUCCUUUACGGAUGAUUACAUAUCGCAGAACUGCGCAUUAUUCACGCCUGCGACAAACGACACAGAAACCGAAACAGCAAUAACGGCAACGAGUCAAAAGCAAAUGCGAACAACAGCAACGAAGGCAAGAUCACAACAAAGUGCAGAGAGCCAGAGCGACAGCAAAGCGAAUUGCAUUAUCAAUGAAAACAGCGACAAAGAAGACGACAACGGCGAUGAGCGAGAAAUGGCAACGACAGCAGAAAGAGUAAGCGAGGAAACACAAGGCACAGUUGCAGUCGACGAUGAAGUUGAAGUCGACGUCGACAUCGCAGUCUCGGUCGGAGUGCAGGUCAAUCAACCUGUUUCCUGUGCAGCAGCAGCAGCAGCAGCAAAGGCAACCCAGCGCAGUCGCAGCCGCAGUCGGAGUCGCUGCCAAAGAGAGCACGCAACAGCGACUGAGAGAGCUACAGCAGCAGCGACGUCGGCAGCGUUGCUCUCUUCCAGUGGUUGCUCAAGCCAGUUUCGUUCGGCAGCGGCGAUCAGUCUCUCGAGUUCGUUCGGCGCGUGCACAACUGAGGUGCAGAGUGGCGUCAAUUAUUAUACUAACAGAAAUCACAGUAACCGUAAUAGCAACAACAUUCACAAGUUGUCGUCGUGGUUGUCGCGGGGGCGCAACAACAACAACAAUAACAACAAUAGCAAUAGAAACAUUAAUUUGAGCUCCGACGCGCUGCGCCCCAACAAAUGUUUGGCAGAACUCGAACGUUUGUAUGCCGAAUUUCGUGCAAGUGAAAGUUUGUUUGAGCAUCGGCUCAACGAUAUCGAUACCGAUACCGAAACCGAUUCCGAUAACGAUAACGAUAAUACAAGAGCUAUCGCUAGCGAGACGAUGCGUUUGAAUGUGGCUGCAGAGCCGCCAACAGCAACGGCAGCAACAGCAGCUACACAGACAGCAAAAGUUGCUGCCACUAGCAACAGCAGCAGCAUUUUUCUUAGCAACAGCAGCAACAGCAACAGCAAUAGCGAUGCCAAAGGCAUUUGCAAUAUUGCAAUACUGCCAACAGCUAGCAAAUUCUGUCAGCAACAGCCAAGUCUCACAAUACAGGUGAACAAUAACAACAACAACAACAACAAUAACACCAACAGCAACAGCAACCACAAUCAGCAGACAUCAACAGCAACUACAACUGCAGCACCAUCGCCUGCAGAGUCCAGCAGCAACAACAACACUAACGUUUGUGUCGUCAAUUGCAAUUAUAGCAACAGCAGCAACAACAACCACAACAACAACAUCAACAACAGCAUUGUUGCCAUCAAUAAUAAUUGUGUGCCAGCAACCAAAAAAGUGUUUAGUGCAAGUGUACAAAAUAAGUUAAAUGAUAGUAAUAAUAAUGCUAAUGCUAAUGCAAAUAAUAAUAAUAAUGCCAAUAAUAAUGAUAAUGAUAAUGGUAAUGUGAAUCUGAAUCUGAAUCUGAAUGUGCCCAGUGUUGAUAACAGUGUACAGGUGAUUAACGUGAAUGCCACGCCCACAGCCACACGCACUUUCACCUCGACCGAAUGCCAGACGGAUGAUCUAAGCAGCAGCAACAACAACAACAAUAGCAACAAUACUGUAGAGCAAGAGCAGCAACAGUUGCAGUUGCAGCAGCAAUCACAGCAGCAGCAACAGUUGCGCACACGCGAGCAACGUCGACGCGAGCGUCGCGAACGUCGCCAGCAGCAGCAACAGCAACAGCAGCAGCAGCAGCAAUUGCAAUUGCAACAGCAACAGUUGCCGCCUACGCACGUGCGUCGACCGCCGCACCUGCAACAUCCGCAUCCGCAUCCACACUCGCAUCCACAUCCGCAUUCGCAUCCGCAUCCUGCUGCUUUGGGCUUGGCUCGCGCUCUAUUGCCGGACAUUUUGCAUAGCCACGCCCAUUAUCCGCCGCCCUACAGUGCGCUGCCAGGUGGCGCCGUUGCGCCACCGCCCCUGCCGCCACCCCCACAAUCAGGCGCAGCAGCAGCAGCAGCAGCUGCACUGCCUCUGCCGCCGCCUCCGCCUCCUGCACCAGUGCCGCUGCUGGCGCCUGUGAUAUCGACGGUGCCACUGCCAGGAGCAGCGCCUUUGAUGAACGACGGACGAUUCACCUUGCCGCUGCCCAUCAUGCGCAGAUCUCCCUCGGAGCGUUCGGGCAAAGGCUGCUGCGGCCAAUGGUUCGCCGGACCGCCGCUGCGUGCGCUCAUAGCCGUCGUAGCCCUAGGGGGCGUGGCGUGCGCCCUUGGCGGCGCGGCCCUGGGCGCCACAGGGCUGGCCGGGCCGUCCAACUCGCAUCUGACUGCAGCGCUGCUAAUGAUUGGAGUGGGCGUGGUGCUGGUCACAGUGAGCGGCGCCGCCUGGCGAAUGACGGCGCCCGGUGGUCAGAGCUGCCUCGGCCUGGGUCUGGGCACCAGCGUCGACCUGGCCCGCUGUGGAAGGAGGCCCUGCACCCGAGGAGGCGGUGCACCCCAUGGCCUGCUCUAUCCGGAGUUUCAGCAUAGACCACCGCCACCCUCGUACCAGGCCAGCAUGCAGGAAUAUCGACUCAGACUUUUGCUUUUGGAUCGCGAUCGUCAGAAUGGAGUGGUGCGCGGCAAUUCCCCGCCGCCCACAUAUCGAUCUCAUGCUGGCAGCUUGCUGAGAGCCCCUUUGAGCACCUUGCGUGCCGGCAUGGGCGGCGGCGGCACCAUCAGCAGCAGCAUGGGCGGCUCGGAGUACAGUUUGCCGCCCAGCUAUCGCUCGCGCAACGCCACGCCCUCUUCGGUCGAGCGGACCAUCGAGACGGCGCCCUCGGGGCGGCUGCUGGCCAAUGAGGAUUUGCCGGAGCUGUCCGGCGAGCAAUUGCCAGACUACAGCGCGCUGCAGUCGAAUACUUUGCUCACCUCGGCCAUUGUGGAGAUCGAAGCCAGAAACCAGGAGCAGCAGCAGCAGCAGCAGCAGCAGGCGACGACGACGACGACGACGUCGACCAGCAAGGGUAAAGGCGAUCUGGUGACAAUUGUCACCAUCUCCCAGGCGGACGUGCAUGCGGCCAACAGAGCGCAGCCACAGGCAGCGGGGCAGGCGAGCACGCUCGAUCAGAUCGACAUAUUGGCGCACCUGUAGCCCAGCUGCUUAGCUCAAGCUUAAGGCCUAUUUUUUUUUUUUUUUGUUAAACUGAAACACUCGUUAACCCAAAGGUAUUUAUUUGUACGAUACGAAAACUAAAAGAGAAAAGAAGGAAACUCUGCUCCUAAAUGAUAGCACGAAACAACUUUGAUAUCUAGAUAUAGAUAAGCGGCAUUUAGUUAAGAUAUAUAUACAUACUAUAUGUUUGUUGUACUUGAAUGUGUUGAAUUUAUUUUUGUAUAGCAUAUAAGUGAGUGCUGCGAAACUAACUCUCAUAUAUUGUAUGUACUCUAUAUAGAUGCGAAAGUAUUAGAAGAAGAUUAUUCGAGCAACCAAUCCAUAAUCCCAUAAAUACUAAAGAUAUAUCAAAGUCUUGUAAAUAUUUCGAGUGCAUGCAUUAAGUCUAGAUUUUUUGCUCCACUAUCCAAAUAUAUAUUAUAUAUAAAACAUAUUGAAUGAAUCUGAUGUAAAUUCGCAACGGAACGCUACGGUGACAAAUUUUGCGCGCAUAUUCGAUGGAACGAAUCGAACGGAAACUGAAAAUGAAAACUGAUUUCUGCAUGCGUUUCAAACAUAACAUAAAAAAUAAAAUACAAAUAAUUAAUAAUAAUUAAAGCGAAACAAAUACAAGUAAACUAAAUAGAAAUUGUAGCGCUGUUGUUAUCUAACACGGAUCGUGCAUAAGUACAAUACAGUUAGAAAAUACUAUGUAUGUAUUCUAUAUAUAGUAUAUAUAUAGAUAUGCUAAAUAUUAUCUUGAAGCCCGCUGCUGGCUGAAAUAAACUAAAAACCAAAAACAUCUGCAAAAAUGUAAUGUUGAUAAAAUGCCACGAAAA